Molecule: messenger RNA, 2109 nt
Organism: Brenthis ino (lesser marbled fritillary)
Lineage: Eukaryota; Metazoa; Arthropoda; Insecta; Lepidoptera; Nymphalidae
Source: the annotation of a GenBank genome assembly
AUGAAGACUGUCCUGGCAUUAGCUUGCCUAGCCUUUGCGCUAGUAGGAGCCUCUGUGGUUUCUCCUAAGUACGUCUACAAAACGCAAAAUGUUGACGCUGAAUUUGUAACAAAGCAGGAAAAGAUCCUCAAGCUUUUCAUUCAUCCCGAGCAAGUGGACCCUGAAGCUGACUACUACAAAGUAGGCAAGGACUACGAUAUUGAGGCUCACAUAAAUGAUUACACUAACAAAAAGGCCGUCCAAGAAUUCUGGGAAUUAUGGAAGUCUGGUUUCAUGCCCAAGAACGUUCCUUUCUCAAUCUUUUACGAAAGACAGAGAGAGGAAGCCGUCGCACUAUUCCACAUUUUCUACUAUGCUAAGGACUUCGAAUCCUUCUACAACAGUGCUGCCUGGGCGCGUGUCCACGUGAACGAAGGACAAUUCCUCUAUGCCUACUACAUUGCUCUUAUCCACCGCACUGAUACUAAGGGUGUAGUCGUACCAGCGCCAUAUGAGAUUUACCCCGAACUUUUCGUAAACUCCAAUGUUUGGCAUAAGAUCUUCCGCAUCAAGAUGCAAAAUGGAAUCUUUACCCCUGACUUUGGAGCUGAAGAUGGCAUUGUUCUUGAAAAUGAUCGCUACGUGGUAUACUCCAACUACUCAGAUUAUUCUUCUUAUUCUGGUGAUGAAUAUAGAAUUUCCUACUUUGUCGAGGAUAUUGGUCUUAAUGCUUACUACUAUUACUUCCACUCCUACUUCCCAUUCUGGAUGGACGGAGACCUCUACCCAACAAUGAAAGAGCGUCGUGGAGAAGUGUACUACUACUUCUACCAACAAUUGUUGGCUCGUUACUACUUAGAGAGACUUUCCAAUGGAUUGGGAGAAAUUCCAGACUUCUCUUGGUGGCAUCCGAUUAAGACCGGAUACAGCCCCUAUGUCAACUAUUACUGGUCAUUUGUGCAAAGGCCUUCUUCCUACCAGAUUCCUGUCGCCAAAAAGUACGAAGAGCUUCAACUUCUUGACACUUACGAGAAAACUUUCAUCCAGUACCUUGAACAAGGCCACUUCAAAGCUUUUAACCAAGAUGUAGAUCUACGCAACAGCAAAUCGGUUAACUUUGUUGGUAACUUCUGGCAAGCUAACGCUGACUGGCACGGUAAGGUUGCUCGUAAAGACAACCACAACUCCUAUGAAGCAACAGCUCGUCGUGUCUUAAGUGCUGCACCAGAACCUGUGGACAAAUACACCUUUGUACCUUCAGCCCUGGACUUCUAUCAGUCAUCACUCCGUGACCCUAUCUUCUACCAAAUGUACAGCAAGAUUUUGAAGUACUUCAUUGAGUACAAGAAGUUCUUGACUCCCUACAACCAGGACCUUUUACACUACGUUGGAGUAAAGAUUAACGACGUUAAAGUUAGCAAACUUGUGACUUACUUCGACUACUAUGACUUCGAUGUAAGCAACAAUGUGUUCUUCACCAAGGAUGAGCUGAAAUCUGGACAGUACCCAUGGUAUGUCGUCCGUCAACCUCGUCUUAACCACAAGCUAUUCACUGUUACUGUUGACGUUAAAUCUGACGUUGAAGGUGAUGCUGUUCUAAAAAUGUUCGUUGGACCCAAAUAUGACAGCAAGGGCUACCCCAUCAGCCUGGAAGAUAACUGGCAGAACUUCGUUGAAUUGGACUGGUCUGUACAAAAGUUAGUUAAGGGACAGAACAAGAUUGAGCGCGUCUCUAACGAAUUCUUCUUCUACAAGGAGGACUCAGUACCCGUACGUGAUAUCCUUAAGCAAUUGCCUGAGGGUAAAGUACCUACAGAUAUGUCUAUUGAAUCCGGUGCUAUGCCUAAGAGGUUGUUAUUACCUAAGGGUACCAAGGGAGGUUUCCCAUACCAACUAUACGUUAUUGUUUACCCCUACGUCCCAAUUGAGAAGAAAUUCGAAUCUAUCAAGACAUUCGUUUCGGACAACAAACCCUUCGGCUAUCCAUUCGACCGUCCAGUAAACGAGAUUUACUUCAAACAACCAAACAUGUUCUUCGAGGAUGUGGAAGUUUAUCACGAAGGAGAAGAAUUCGCCUACAAGUACAAUAUUCCUAAUCUUUCAAUUCACCACAAUGAAGUAGUUAAACAC